AUGAUGUUCCUAGACCAUUAUAAACCGGCAUACGUGGCCGAUUUGAAACUCUGCGAACAACUCGCCAUGAUAGUCCCUGGGAGCGUCUUGGCGGCAGACAAUGUCAUCUCUCCAGGGAAUCCGCCAUCCCUUAGGUAUGUGCGGACCAGUGUUGAGGAGAAGAGAACGGCGGCAGCAGCAGCCAAUCCGACAUCAUCGCGAGGGUAUGAUCUUGACGGGUUCCCUACUUCCGCGGUCAACCGCUUUGGAAACUCAAGAGGACACGCAUUGGCGUCAGUUGAUAUCUUUGGGAACCCAGAUUUGAUAUAUGAGAGCAGGCUGGUAAAUAGCUUUGAGCCUACCGGAGAACCUGAUGGAGUGGAAAUAACUCGAUGCAUUGGCAUUGACAAGAAUUCCAGCAGCAAACUAUAA
This is a messenger RNA of Blastomyces gilchristii SLH14081, 411 nucleotides long. Its product is annotated as catechol O-methyltransferase. The transcript is spliced from 2 exons. NCBI's taxonomy places the organism in Eukaryota, Fungi, Ascomycota, Eurotiomycetes, Onygenales, Ajellomycetaceae. Bases 1 to 411 code for a protein of 136 amino acids. Gene Ontology annotation, molecular function: O-methyltransferase activity. The record is from RefSeq and is a predicted model, not a curated record.